Messenger RNA from Stegodyphus dumicola, 629 nucleotides. RefSeq lists its product as uncharacterized. Gene Ontology annotation, molecular function: RNA polymerase II cis-regulatory region sequence-specific DNA binding; DNA-binding transcription factor activity, RNA polymerase II-specific. Gene Ontology annotation, cellular component: nucleus. Gene Ontology annotation, biological process: positive regulation of transcription by RNA polymerase II. NCBI's taxonomy places the organism in Eukaryota, Metazoa, Arthropoda, Arachnida, Araneae, Eresidae. The record is from RefSeq and is a predicted model, not a curated record.
AUGCCCAUCCUUCAGGAGCAGUUUAAACGCAGGCCUCAGACGAUCAACAGAUACGGAUGCGUCCUUGCCUUUAAUGAUCACUAUAUAAAGUACUUAUCUGAACGGGGAAUUCACGGCAUGGGGACCAGAAUAUGGCUGCUGCAAAGGCCUAAACCUAACGAAAUAUCUUCGAAUAAAGAUGUGUAUCAACUGAGAAUUGCGGAUUGUCCGAAUGAAGAAGAUUUUUGCAAACCUCGCAAAGAGAGAACAGCAUUUAGCAAACACCAAGUUCAAGAACUGGAACAAGAAUUUGCUCAGCAUAAUUACUUAACUAGACUCAGACGAUAUGAAAUUGCCGUUGCCCUUGAUCUUACUGAAAGACAAGUAAAAGUAUGGUUUCAGAAUAGGAGAAUGAAAUGGAAAAGAACAAAAGGAGUGCAUAUGAAAGUGAAAGAAAGGCUGAUCAAUGAAACAAAUGAAAAUUUAUCUUAAAAAAAUUACACUGAGAAACACUAGUUUUUAUGAAAAAAAUAAAUGCUUACUUUAUUCUUAUAUUUUUCCACACAAAUUUGAUACCAUCAAAAAUUAUUCUGAAAUAUAAUGAGAUAAUUGAGAGAAAGUAUUUUUCAAUAAAAAAUCAUUCAGAACAA